GAUACAACGUUUUAUUCGGCUAACGUUUCGACCAAUCGCCUUCGCCAGAGUAAACGCCCAUUGUCGGCAGUGCAGAAACGACGAUUGAAGCGUUUGGGCAUUCCUGAGGUCGACGAUGCAAACCAACUGAGUCCUGAACAACGUGUCGAGUUUGCACGCCUGAAUAUUGCACCCGAUACGAUUACAUGGAAUCGUGUGAUCGAUACGAAUGAUCGAAUUGAAAUAGGUCUGGGGCCGGGUGAGAAAGGACACGCAAGACGAACGCAGUUUGAUAUCACCGUUGCUAGUGAGAUUAUGGCGAUUUUGGCGCUCACGACAUCCCUUGAAGAUAUGCGUGAACGGAUUAGCAGAAUUGUAGUCGCAUCGGACACAAGUGGUAAACCAGUUACUGCUGACGACAUUGGUGUUACGGACGCUCUGACGGUACUCAUGCGAGACACUGUUCGUCCAAAUCUAAUGCAAACCCUCGAAGGGACGCCUGUAUUCGUACAUGCUGGACCAUUUGCCAAUAUCGCCCACGGACAAAGCAGUAUUCUGGCGGAUAAGGUUGCCCUCAAACUUGUCGGUGAGGAUGGAUAUGUCAUCACUGAGGCCGGUUUCGGUGCUGAUAUUGGCAUGGAAAAGUUCUUCGACAUCAAGUGCAGAUAUUCCGGAUUACUACCAUCUGCGGUAGUUUUGGUGGCCACUAUCCGAGCCUUGAAAAUGCACGGUGGAGGUCCACCCGUUGUAGCUGGCAGCCCGCUGUCGCACAUGAAAGUGGUUUUGAAAAAGGCACUUUCAUAUGGAGCUAAGAAGGCGGUAUCGUCGAGCCAUUGGUCGAUGGGUGGAGCAGGUGCGGUUCAACUAGCUCAAGCUGUUGUCGAUGUUACAACUGAAUGUCCUUCCGAUUUCAAAUUUCUGUACCCAUUGAAUAUGUCACUUGAACUAAAAAUAGUCCGUAUUGCCUGUGAAAUAUAUGGUGCAGAUGGAAUUGAACUUUCCAGUGAAGCCAUGGAGAAGGUGAAACGCUACGAAGAACAAGGAUUCGGGGACUUGCCUAUAUGUAUGGCCAAGACCCAUUUGUCAUUGUCACAUGAUCCCACUAAAAAAGGAGCACCAAAAAACUUUACGCUACCUAUUCGGGACAUUCGCCCAUCAGUUGGUGCCGGUUUUGUGACACCCCUGGUCGGUGAAAUGAUGAUGAUGCCAGGCCUCAGUACCCGCCCAUGCUUCUUCGACAUCACUAUAGAUCCAGUUACAGAGUUGAUUGAUGGACUAUUUUAA
This is a messenger RNA of Haemonchus placei, 1263 nucleotides long. The record is from the annotation of a GenBank genome assembly. NCBI's taxonomy places the organism in Eukaryota, Metazoa, Nematoda, Chromadorea, Rhabditida, Trichostrongylidae.